Molecule: messenger RNA, 1782 nt
Organism: Hydatigera taeniaeformis
Lineage: Eukaryota; Metazoa; Platyhelminthes; Cestoda; Cyclophyllidea; Taeniidae
Source: the annotation of a GenBank genome assembly
AUGUGGCGAGUUAUCCUGUUCUUCAUCAUAGGUCCAAAUGUAGCUUUUUCUGAUCACUUCGAAGAGGAGUUACUUGUUAAAGAUUUCGGCAAUGGUUUUUCUGGACUCCAUUUUAAUCUUAUCUCUCGCAAAACCACGGACUACAAUUUUCACAUAUUUCCAAGGUCUCUGUAUGCUACGAUCUCAAAGUACGAUGUGGAUGAGUUCCACUUAUCGAUGGUGCAGGGAUUCUGGGAUCGACAAAAAUGGGGUCCGCCAUUUGCCUCUAUUGCACCUGGUGGUGCUGAGAUAUGGGCCUGGUUUUCUCCUUUUGUCCUGGAUGUCGACAAAUCUUGGUCCUAUUUUCUUGAAGCUCUUUCGGGCCAAUUUUGUGCUUCACUAAGUCAACUUGGGUUACCUCAAAACUACAUAUCACCAACAGUCUCUUAUCGUCCCUUGGGUCUCACCCGAAAGCUUACUUUUGACAAUGUUUCCAGGAUAUUUCGCUAUGCUCAGCUCCCUCGGGAAGAAGUUUGCACAGAAAAUCUAACGCCCUGGUCAAAAUUAUUGCCUUGUAAAAAACUAGGUGGUCUUGCUAGUAUGCUCAAGCCCAAAUCAGUUUUCAAGGCAACUUACACUGCCAUGUCUGUUGGUGUCCGGCGAGUGUGUUCAGAUUCACAAUGCAAACGCUUGUCGUUUGAGCUGAGGCAGUCCCUGACAUUUGUAUUUGAUCGGCACCAUUUAUACAAGUCAGUUCAGGAGCCUUGGUCACUGACUGGCCUUCUGGGUGAUCAACUUGAUAAGGCGUGCCAAGUCGCUCGUCGUAGUGAAAUUAUAAUUCUUCAUUCCCAGUCCCGUCUCAUACUGAAACCCCCCUCUAUACCGGCAUUGUUAUCGGGCUGGGACACUCACCGAGUCUUAGCAGUCUACUCACCUGCACAUGAAUUUGCCAACGAUCUCCUCAUAACCUCUGUUUCUCCCGUUAACACAUCACGUUUCUCAACUGAGACUGGUGGUGUAUCGGUCAUGAAAUAUACCACAGGAAGAGGAGAUGUUGAUGGUGGCGUGCGAAUUGAGCUCUGCAAUCAUUUGAGCCUUCCGAUGCGUGCCGUUUUACUUGAUUCCUCCCCUUGGUAUGCUGAAAUGUACUUCAGUAGUCUGUCCAUUGCUUACUCAUCUGGGAUAAGUGGCGCACUGAUCGACAUGGCACCAGAUAGGGUGGUAUUCCAGCCAAGUGUUCAGCUAGAGCAAAUGGCCUUUUUGGAGCUUCUGCUUACACUUCCCUCAAGCACUUGUGUCACCAUUUCGUAUGCUUUCAAGAAGAUUCUAAUGCAUUGGAACGAAUACCUCCCCGAUGCGAAUCAUGGUAUCUUCUUGCCAGCCGCCACUGUUAUUUACCAGCUCUCUCCCGACCAACUGGACCGACAACGGGCCGGCAGCAAUCCAAUUGCCUGGGAGUUAGCGUUGCCUAUGUGGGCCAGUACCUAUGCCGAAUAUCUUUCAUCCGCGAAUCGCACGGGAACCAUGCUGGGCGAUGGUUUCGUGCGCCUGUACUCCGAAACACCACUCGUUCGUCUUCCCGUGCCCGACUUUAGCAUGCCAUUCAACGCUCUGUGCUUGGUCUGUUCCGUAGUUGCUUUGCUCUUCGGCGGAGUGCAUAAACUCACUACCUCUGCCAUGGUUCCUGUGGCCGCUGAGGGCGACGAAGAAGUGGUAGAUAAACCGCCCAUCGCUCGGCUCUGCCAGAAGUUGAAAACAUUGCUUUGUUAUGUGCGUGGACAGGAGCACUCCAAAUCGGACUGA